AUGUCUGUCGAACUCGACCCCCCGGAACUGGGCUUUCGACGUAUCGCCCUUCCUCCCCUGCCCUGCCUGGUAAAACAAACAGCUCAUCGAACUGCUCCUAUCCUACGUCAAAACCACAGCUCCACGAAAGUACGCAUGCAUUCGCAACUACGCACAGGCUGGACUAUUCUCCAGAUCAUCCUCCUUCAAGCAAUGAAAGACGAGCCUCCACCGGAUGCCAAGUGCAAAGAUAAGUUUCUGGUCCAGUCCGUCGCCGUUUCUGCGGAUAAGGAAUUUUCAAACGUUGCCUCGAUUUGGCAGGACGUUGAAAAAACGGCGAAACAUUCUAUUCAAGAACGGAAAAUCCGAGUCAACUUCCUUCCCGCUCUAGAUGAUGCUCAGCCAAAUGGAAUCGCAUCGGAAGAUGAAUCUACCACUUUACAUGCGUCUCCGGUAAACGCCAAAUUUGAAACCCCGUCGAUGCCCACCCGUGCAGCACCAGUGAUCGCGGAGCCUCCAAUUCAGCCUCCCAAGUUCCAGCCUGAGCCUUCCGAAUCCACCAUUCUAGAGACCCCGAAGCCGGUCGCGGAGGAUGUGAAAUCAGAGCGCUCAACGGAACCUAGCGAACCAAAGGACGAUCUCAAAUCCCAACUUGAUGAAGCCCGCGUUCAGAUCCAGCAGUUGAAACAGCAGGUUGCUGAAAAUGAGUUACGGCGAAGGAAAGUAGCAACUGAAGGCAGUACUUCACCCGAGGUGACUACUUUGCAACAGCAAUCGCAUUCGACUCCGCAGAUGGGGGUCCCUCUCCAGGUUGUUGCCGGCCUCUGCCUGAUUAGCUUCCUGCUGGCAUACAUUUUCUUCUAG
Molecule: messenger RNA, 843 nt
Organism: Uncinocarpus reesii 1704
Lineage: Eukaryota; Fungi; Ascomycota; Eurotiomycetes; Onygenales; Onygenaceae
Exons: 5
Coding region: 1-843 (280 amino acids)
Biological process (GO): endoplasmic reticulum membrane organization
Cellular component (GO): endoplasmic reticulum membrane; plasma membrane
Molecular function (GO): FFAT motif binding
Source: RefSeq, a predicted model, not a curated record